CGCACGGAGAGGUGGAAGCACGCGACGGAAGCCGCGGAGGGACGUGCAGAUGUUAUCGGACGGCGCAGCGGAGUUCUGGGAGCGCUUGGCAGAAGUGAAAGCCUGGCUUUUCGAGAAAAUGGAAGAGGAGUCUUGUCUUAUUGGCGGCGAUUCAUCUUCGGAAAUGGAGCGUGUUGACGAAAGAAUGAGUGCAAAAGAUGACCUCCUCCGCGCUCAAUUCUUGGACUCGCAAGUCCGUGGGACGCCGAGCACGCUUCACGAAGUGAUAGGGGGCGUUGCAGAUGGUCGAGUGGUUGCUGGGUUUUUACACCAGUUUCGUGAGUACGCAAAUUCAACGCCCGGCACUGGUGAUUGGGUUGGUCCCAGCCCCCAAUAUGCUGUCAAUUUCGAAACGAAUGCCAAUAUCCAAAGCUACUGAUUUUGGGUCAUCAAGCCACAAGAUUCUAAAUUACUUGUAGUAAGCUACAAGUAAAGUAGUUCUCGUAGUAAAUAGAAGUUCUUGUAGUAAAAGUAAACUACAACUGUCCUGCUACAACCCGUGUUGUAAUUCAGUAAUGAGGCCCUUGGGGGGAGUCCACAAGACCCAGGGCCGAUUUUUCUGAGUGCAGAUCAUGCUGUCAAAUGCCGCAGACAAGUACAUGAUUGCCCUUGCCCGCACUAGGUACGGGCAUUCGCGUGAAAAUGCUGCAUUAAAGUGAAUUAUAUCGCAGUAGCUACAAGACUCAAAAUUUGUCUAGGAUACGUCAUUCUUUCAAUGCGCCACAGGCGUGGCACCAAGACGGUAUGCAGCCCUUUGGCUCGAAGUACCUGGUUCUUAUCACGGUAAACACACCGGCCGGUCUGGACACGCAAAAAACCGGCACCUGGAUUGGCACUAACGACUUACUUUGCGGUUCAGAACCCUGGAUCUCGUUUCCGGAAAAUGGCGAGCAAACUGGAGCCGCGGCGGCACAAGAAGUGGUGGCACCGUCGGGGACGAUGAACAAGUGCCAGGACAAAAAAAGGAUCUUUGGCUCCGCGGCUCGCCCGCCUCUGUUAGCGGGCGAUCCUGAGCUAGAUCAAAAAGCUCAUUACCAGCUUUUACGCCCUUACGAAGAUGCCAAGCCGCUCUCUGACACUUCUGAGGGUGGCAUGAGGGACACCGACACACGACAAGGACCAGCAGUGGCGGAGAACGUUCUUCCGGUUGAUGAUGUGAAGCAGAAACUAGUCAAGGCGCCUUCCUGCGACUCUCGCAUGGUUCUGGUUCCGGGCCCCCCGGGCACCGUGCUGGUCAUCAAAAAUGACGCUCUCGUACAUGCGGGGCCGCAGAUGAUUCUGUCCGGAAAGGAAGAAUGGACGUAUGAGGAGGUUCGCGAGAAGUGUUGGGACCGACAACGCCGCACGUUGUUGCGCCUCAAUAUCUGAAGCAACAGUAGUUCGACUUGAAGCACUUGAGAAAAAUCAGUAUUCAUCGUAUUAAUUGUGUAUCUGGAGCAGGAUAGAGGCUCCACCUCCACCUCAAGACGCAGGCUAGAUAGUGGAGGCUACUUAGUAGCUAUCCCAUACAGGCAGGGUCUGAGUGAGGUUUUUGGUAAAAAGUUUUGGUAAGAAGGAAGGUUUUUGGUAAAGCGCUUGUCGUUUGCAAAAAGGUUUUUGGUAAAACGGUUCAAUUAUCUCUAUUUCCUCUAAUAAAUAACGUCUGGCGAACGCAAACCUGACUGUUGCGCCGAGCCCAGUCAGCGUGACGGCGUAACGUAAACUGACAACUGGUAUUUAUCGCGGGGGAGGGGCAAGUUCACUGCUAGCUGCCCCUACUAAAAAUUCGUAAUGGUGGUCAAGUUUUAGCUCAUGAAUAUGUAGCUCCGGCUGCACUCUCAAAGUUCUGGAACGCCACUACCCUCCGCCACCCGACUGACCUGACCUGACAACUCCUAAGUACUUAUCCUAGCUGUAGCUAAGUACUUAUGCUAAAAUAAAGGUAGUUCGCUUUACUGAACAAGCGCAACUAGUACUAGUGGUCGGGUUCAGUAGUUUUCUUGUGCCUGACAAUUGAAAAAAAGAUGUGCCAAUUUGAAGUACAUGUAAUAUCGGAAACUGUUUGAUUCUUUUAUUUGUUUUCGCAUUCCAAGGAAUGUCAUUACUGCUCCUUUUGCUGAGUCAAGUUUUGCCGGAGCGCUUUCAUCAAAACCAGAAACAGGGAACAAGAGCGUUGUGAAACGGAAAGUGUACAAUGAAAAUGUCGAAUGCACAUUGACGUGCAACUCUAUAUAUAAAUGUAGCAGUUGAAACAGG
Amoebophrya sp. A120 is the source of this 2274-nucleotide messenger RNA. The record is from the annotation of a GenBank genome assembly. NCBI's taxonomy places the organism in Eukaryota, Dinophyceae, Syndiniales, Amoebophryaceae.